Molecule: messenger RNA, 1243 nt
Organism: Carassius carassius (crucian carp)
Lineage: Eukaryota; Metazoa; Chordata; Actinopteri; Cypriniformes; Cyprinidae
Product: ADP-ribose glycohydrolase MACROD2-like
Exons: 16
Coding region: 182-1243 (353 amino acids)
Biological process (GO): peptidyl-glutamate ADP-deribosylation; DNA damage response; purine nucleoside metabolic process
Cellular component (GO): nucleoplasm
Molecular function (GO): ADP-ribosylglutamate-[protein] hydrolase activity
Source: RefSeq, a predicted model, not a curated record
AAGGUAGGUUGCAUCACCGCGCACAGUCUCCCCACUAACUACAAUCUGACAGUUUCUCAGGUGAGGCAUCACGCUACAGGAGCUCUUUGACUUUCUCUCGAGUUUCAGCGCGCAUUUCUCUGUGAGCCUGGGGUUGCUUAACUCAAAACCCAUUUACCAGAAGCCCUCACACCACCGCACCAUGAGCAAAAAGAAAAAGGAAUGGAGAGCGGAGAAAGAGCACUUAUUCAGUCUUGGUUUAGAGGAUAGGCGCAAAAAUAAUCGGGGAAACUAUGUGCCAUUGGACAAGAUUCCCACCUGGGCAAACCAUGACAAUAAUACAGCUACUGAGGAAGAAGAACAGAAGUCUUUCUCCUUGGCUGACAAAGUGUCUCUGUACAAAGGUGACAUUACCAUCCUGGAGGUGGAUGCCAUAGUGAAUGCUGCAAACUCUUCUCUGCUCGGCGGUGGAGGAGUGGAUGGUUGUAUACACAGAGCCGCGGGCCAUCUCCUGUAUGAAGAGUGCCACUCGUUAAAUGGCUGUGAGACUGGAAAAGCCAAAAUCACCUGCGGCUACGACCUUCCUGCUAAAUAUGUGAUCCAUACUGUCGGCCCAAUCGCCAGAGGAAACGUGGGCCAGUUCCAAAGAGAUGACCUCGAAUCAUGCUACAAAUGCUCCCUCAAGCUGAUGAAGGACAAUAACUUGAGAUCUGUGGCCUUUCCAUGCAUAUCGACAGGAAUUUAUGGUUUUCCCAAUGAGCCAGCAGCAGAAAUCGCCCUGAAGACAGUGCAUGACUGGAUCCAAAGCAACCAAGAUGAGAUCGACCGUGUCAUAUUCUGCGUCUUCCUGGAGACAGAUUAUGAGAUUUACAAGAGGAAGAUGUCAGAUUUCUUCUCCCCAGAUAAUGAUGACCAUAAGAAUGAAAAAGAUGCCAGUAUGGACCAAGAUGACACGCAGCCCGUGGGAGAAGAGGAAAAAAAUGAUGCUGCUGAUAAAAAAGGUGAAAAGCAGGAUGAAGAAAUUAUGAGCCAGCAAGAGGAAUCCCAUAAGGAUGUGACGAUGGAUAGCCAGGAACCACAAGGCAAGAGCCCUGAUGCUGAAUCCAAGGACGAGGAGAUCAAACCUCCUGAAAAGGGAGACCAUACAGAGGCGAUUUCAAAAGCAGAGAAAAAAGUUGAACAGGAGAGCGCACAAGAGAUGGAGAAGAAGGAAGGAAAGGGAGAAGACUCGCAAGCUGCAGGCAACCUAUAUGGCUGGCUGUGA